CAGAAAACGAUAAGUUUGACGCGGUACAACUUGUUGUUAUUAUAAGUGCGUUAGAAGGUAAAGAAGAUUCAGUACGUUACAGUUAACGAGCAGCGUGAGUUGGAAUUAUGAACAAACAGAACUGUAUUCUAAAACAAACAGGACUAUAUUCUAAACUAACAGUGACGCUCGAAAGUGUUGUUUUAAACUGAAAUUUUAUGGAUUACCAUAGCUAUUAUAAAAAGUUAAAAAGGAGAAUUGAGGUGCGCGGUUGCGUGAAAUGGAGUCGGGAUCUUCAGCGUAAAUCAAAGAAUAUGUGCCGAAUUCGGAAUACAAAAACAAGAUGACAUCAACUCACAGCCGGAAGCAGGUUGAGCAAUACCCCUUCAAACCAACGGUGUACGUAGACGACCAACAAGCAGGAACUUCUAAAAGAAAUGUAUCUUCGUGGUCAACCAGCCAAAUUCGGAUGAAACCAGUGGAUUCUUCCCCUCCAAAGAUAUUCACCUGGAGUGGAAAUCGGAACAGUCACGGUAUCGAUUAUGAGAAAGAUCUAGCCUUCACGCUUUUCGUCGCUGCAUCCUUAGAGAAACGUAGAUUCCACCUGGCAUCGCAAAUGAUUGUGGCCGGUAAGUUUGAUGACGUAGUGCUAAUUUUGGACGACCGGAAGGAGGUAUGGUUCUUUCAAGCCAAGCACAGUCAAACACUGAAUGCUGAAAUUGACUACAAAGAGUUUUUUCCUGCAAAUUUUGAAGAGAACACUCAAUUCUCCCUUCCAAUGUACAUUCAAUCGUUUUUGAAUGUUUCACAGCAAUAUGAGUUCGUGAAUUACAAAAAGCGAUUCAUAAUCUACAGCAAUAAAACAAUUGCUGAAAGUAGUAGAGUUAAGCUGAGCAAACUCAUGGAUAUACAAGUCUGCACUGCAGAUGAUCAACUGGGAAAGCAAGUGUUCGAAACAUGUGAAGGAAGAAGUGAAGUAUUAGUACCAAAGGCAGAGAAAAUUCAAGAUGUACUGAACAAAAUCAACAAACUACCUAUCGCUGUUAAAGAUGCUAUAAUUGAGCUUCAGGAGUCAGGAACAGUAAGAAGUAUCUUGAGAAAAUACACCACUCCUUUACGAUCUAUUUUGAACAUUAACGGCGCCGUUGGUUUUGCAAAAACAUUCACAGAAAAUCAAGAUGAUAUCAACCAACGAUGGUUAUUGUAUGAGCUUCAAAAGUAUUACUCGAAAAAAAGUCUAUCAGAUGUGGUUUUCAAUAAGAAGUUAGACAAACUCCUACUACAAAAUAAAUCCGUAGAAACAAAUUUUCCUCGGUUUAUUGACGAAGACAAUUUGAAAAGUUUUUUUGAUAGCCUUGUAAUAUGCACCGAUCAGCCUGAUAAACUUUGUCGGUUUAGAGAUAACAUAACAGAAUCGUUUGUAGGAAAGUGGAUUCAUGAGAAGGACCGUGGCUUCUUUAGUGAUGGAACCAAAUUCAAUGCUAUAUUAGAAAAUGAAUUCGAAGAUUGGCACAAGGUAACAAACAUGAAUAAGAAUCAGAAGUCUUAUUUGAGAAGCUACGAAGGAAACAAGUGUGUUCGUAUGAUAGAAGCAGACCUGCGCAAAAGUUUACAAAAGAUGUCAGAAGCAGAUUUCAGUAAUUAUGUGGAACGUAAGCUAGUUUAUCCGAAUGGACAGGAAGAACUCACAGAAGAUGAAUUUGUCUCAAAGUUGGAGCAUACGUCUGGCCAUAAUGCUAACUUCAUGCUGGUAGGUGAACCGGGUAUGGGAAAAUCAACUAUUAUGAAAAAAAUUACGUUUCUUCUACAAACUGACUAUAACAAACACGUGUAUCUAAUUUGUUUGAGUACAUUGUUCAAACAUUACAAAGCAGAAAAUGAUAUAUUCACACUUAUGAAAUCCAAUCUUUCAAUAUCUAUCCAACAGUUAGUUCAAAAUAGUUUGGAAAAUACCCCUCAGCAAUGUUUCAUUCUACUGGAUGGUUUCGAUGAAAUUCAUACCUCGCAUCAGAUCUCAGCUAUUAAACUUAUCAAGAACACGUUCUGCAAAAAUAAUAUUCGCGUGUUCAUUAGUGGCAGAAAUCACGUUAAAGAAACACUCGAAAUAGCAUUUCAAGCUAAGGCAUUAAAGCUUGCUCCAUUUGCUGCGGAUGACCAAUUGUUGUUCUUAAGAAAAUACUGGCUCACCAGUUCUGGGAUCGACGGGAAAGACUUUGAUCGAUUUCUAACAUUUGCCAAACAUUUGCUCAAGGUAUUGCAUGACAAUAUUCAGUCAGUCAACUUUCGCUUCACCGGCCUCCCUUUGGUGAUUCUAAUGCUUGCAGAAGCCAACAAAGAAAAAUUUGAGAAAUACUGGAAGUCGACGGAUGAAAAUAGUGGCGAAAUAUUUGAUUCGGUUAACAAAGUUAGUUUGUUGCGUUUGUAUGAAUCUUUCGUCAACAUAUCGUUCAAUAUAUUUGUCAGGAAAAUAAAAAACGAAGACGGUUAUGCAACAGUAGAUUUGAAAACAAUCAAAUUUUAUAAUUGCAAUUUGCAAAAAUUUUAUCGUGCGCACCAAUUACUUGCUAUUCGGCAGUUAAGCAUCCCUAUGUUACAGGAUUUAUUGGGCAUUGGCGAUUCUAUAACAAUUCUUGAAAACAUGCAGCAAAUCCUUGACAAGGGGGAAAAGUCGUUAUUAAUUAAUGUUUCGAACGAGAAUAAAUUACAAUUCACUCACCUGUCGUAUGCUGAAUUUUUUCUUUCGAAAUUUUUAUAUGAACAUGUGUCAAAAUGUGAAGCGAUCCUGUUCAACGUUUUGGACACUUAUGAAGUAGUUCGAAACUUCUUCUUAACGAUGAUUGAGGAAAAUGUAACCAACAGUUUAUUGCAUAUAAGCACAAUCAGCAAUAUUUGCCACAAGGACCCCGAAAUAAUGUAUAUUGUAUGUUCUGAUGGGUAUGAAUUGAUUUUGAAAGAGCUUCUGAAGCACCAUAAAGCUAAAGUAAAGUUCAGGCAACGUUUGUCCGUCAAAGGAGGCACACUUCUGCAUGCUGCUAUAAAUUCGAAGAAAAUAAAUAUUCUAAAAUUAGUUCUUUGUGAACACCAAUUUGGCGAUUGCACUCACCAUAAGGGAAAUAGUAAAACAAUAGUAACAUCUGGAACUGAAAUAGACAUAAAUACUCCAGAUUCAUGGGGAUCACUGCCAAUUCAUUACGCUGUAGCUGAUGGUAAUAAACCAUUUUUUGAAUUUCUUGCGAAACACGGUGCUGACAAAUACAUCAAUGCUCAAGACCUAAACGGGUCAACUCCUAUUCAUUAUGCUGCCAUUGCUAGUGAUUGGGAAAUGGUUAAAAUGUUAACUGCCGACUACUCAGCAAAACCAAAUAUUCGUGAUGGUGUUGGAAAAACUAUUCUACACAUUGCGGCAGCAAAGCGUGAUUUGAAUGUCGUAAAGAUGAUGAUCACCGAGCUUUCAUGUGAUCCCAAUGUUGAAGACGAUAAAGGAGAAACACCUCUACAUUAUGCUGUCUAUUUGGGUGAAUGGGAAAUGGCCAAGAUAAUGAUUGGAAAAUAUUCAGGAAGCUACGGAAUCACUGGUACUAAUGGGCAACCUUUACUGCACUAUGCAAUCAAAGGAGGUAACAUGGAAAUCGUGAAAAUGCUUAUAGAUGAUUAUGCGGCUGAUGUCAACGCGCAGGAUGUAAAUGGAUACACACCGCUUCACGUUGCUGUCGAGUGUGGUACGUUGGAAAUGGUCAAGAUGUUAUGCAACAAAUAUUCCGCAGACUACAAAAUUGCCGAUAAGUACGGAAAAUACCUCAUCCAUUCGGCGGCCAAAGGAGGUAAUUUGGAAAUUUUAGAGAUGCUGGUAGUCGAUCUUUUCUUCAGUGUCAAUACGCAAGACAACCACGGAUGUACUCCUCUUCAUUAUGCUGCCCGGGGAGGCAAACGAGAAAUGGCCAAAAUAUUAAUUGUACGAUAUCGUGCAAACGUUAACACUACUGACGAGAACGGCCUAACUACUGCUCUCACAGCUGCCAUGCACCACAAAUGGUGCGUUGUGAAAAUGCUUCUUGUCAAUUUUUCGUUGGAUGUCAACGCCACUAAUGAUCACGGACAAACUCUGUUGCACUUGUCUGCUGCAAAUGGCGAUCUGGAGGCUGUGCAGUUUCUCAUUUCUUACCAAUCGGCGAAUACGAACUGCCUUGACAAUAAAGGACGGAGCCCUUCUCAGGUGGCCGCCGAACGAGGUCACUGCAAAGUUGCAAACGAGAUAACUAAAGCACAAAAUACUGAAGCUGCAUUGCAUCAAAAUCGCUUGUUGAGUACGUUUUUACAAAAUUAAAACAGCAGAACUUUUUCAAAGGCCUUGCUAGACGAGGGCGAUAUGACCCCUCUAGAGGACCGCUGCAGUAUAGUGAAAACAGCUAUAAACGUCACAGCGCGCUCUCAGGUACGUGGAACGCAUUUGACGAAACAGUUCAACGAAGAGUGUAAGCGAUUUGGUAAUAACGCAGUGCGAGCAGUAAUGCUUCAGCAAUGACACCCGACAGAAUGGAGAACGAUACAAACAAAAGCUGAAACAGCAAGCCCACCUCUUUCGAAAAAUAAAAAUCCGCUUGAAAGAAGCGGAGUUAGAGGAAAUGGAGCAGCUAAGAACGGCCACAAUACAAGGAAUUUCUACCAAAAGCUCAACGCAUCCCGCAACGACUUUGUGCCGCGAGCCGAAAUGUGCAGGGAUAAGAUCGGGAGACUCUUGUCGAAUGAACGUGAAGUGAUUGAAGGGUGAAAUCAGCACCUCGAUGAGCGAAGCGCUGAACGUAGACACAGUAUAUCAGAGCAACGGAGGAAAUGACUAUACGCCAUUAUAGAAGAGAACGAAAAACAAAACAGUUUUCCACGCUGAGGAAAGUUGAGGAAGUCAUUCAACAGCUCAAAACCUACAAAGCAGGUGGUGAAGAUGGUACAGCAGCUGAAAUUCCCAAGAUGGACCCAGAAAGUUACACACCUGUCUGCACCGGUUGAUAUCCAGGCUCUAGGAAACGGAACAGCUACCAGCGAAGUAAAAGAACGGAUAGUUUGCAACUUUCUCAAAAAACCCAAAUUAAUCCACCUAGUUGUGAUAGUGGAUUUCUCGUUUGUAUUCAUAUCUGGCCUCUUCCAGGAGUACUGCUGUGGAACACCUAAGUGGCCAUAACUCCGGAAUGGCUGGACCAAUCCGAACCAAUGGGAUCAGAUUCCGCGUCGAAUGUCAUUGAAGGUAUACCCAGGUAACCGCCAAGCAUUAAAGUAAGCAAUAAUAUGACCUUCCAUUCGCAUUCCAUAUGCUAUCUGCUAUCUAACAGCCUACCGAAUGCUCAUCGGUCGAUAAUGAGCAUAUUCCUUGCAAAAUAAAAGUUAGCUGUUUUUAGUCAGCAUGUUGAAAACAUAUCAGCUUAACAACAGCACUGCCGCUGCUUUGAUGGCAUUUGUUGUUCGCCCUAAUCAAUGCUGAAUUAUAGCUAUUUUCGGAUCAACACAAAUUGUGACCCGUCUCAAUAUAAAUUUGUCAACAUGGAAAAUUCAAGAACAUGGGAGAAACUUGUUAAAAGUGGUUCUUACAAUAGAAGUUUAAAGAAAUAUGUCGACAUUAGAUUACCAGAACCAGAAGAAAAUGUGCUUCAAAUGGAAAGUGCGCAGACGAUGCCAAAUGAUUCGAAGCCGAGUUCGAAGCCACCCAGGGAAGAUCCUUCUCCAUCGGAUUUUCAAAACGAAUCGAACGAUAAUUUCAACCCAUUUGUGGACUGGGAUGAGCAACAAUCGGAGCCAGAUGAAGUGAGUUGUUCAGCGUAUGAUGAUUACUACAGCCUCGAUGGCGAUUCCAUUGGAUCUGCCGAUAAUUGCGAAGCAAAUUUGGGCCUUAAUCAGGACAGUGUCGAAUUAGACCUCACAGCGUUUCUCCAAAACUGGAGCUUAGAACACAACAUACCUCAUUCUGCUUUGAAACCACUUCUGAGUCGCUUGUCCCAAUAUGACCGUACACUCCCUGAAGAUCCCCGACGUUUAUUAGAUACUCCUCGAAAUCCGGCCAAUAUUGUAGAAAUCCAAGGAGGGCAAUACUGGCAUCAUGGUCUUGGUAAAUGCGAUCAUACACUUAAAUAAAUUUCCAGACUAAAACUAAAUAUACAUUUUUUUCAGAAAAUUGCCUCCGUUCCGCUUUCAGUACCCUCGCGGAGCCAAAGAACAUUUCAAUCAAUAUUAAUAUUGAUGGUCUGCCGUUAUUUAAAAAUAGUACACAACAAGUGUGGCCUAUACUUUUCAAAAUAUAUGAAGAAGAGGGUCUUAAACCAAUGAUAAUAGGCAUUUUCUAUGGCAAAACAAAGCCAAAGCGCGUGGAAGAAUAUCUAGGUCCUUUCGUUGAAGAAGCCAUUCCAAUUUUGCAAUCAGGCAUAGUUAUCAAUCAGCACACAUUGAAAGUCAAACUCCGAUCUUUCAUCUGUGAUUCACCUGCCAGAGCUUUUAUCAAAGGUAAUAUUACUGAAACAUAAAAUAUGCAAAUGAAAUAUCUUCGGUCACUACAUAAAAUCAGGUACAGCAAAUUUCAAUGCCUUCCACGGAUGUUUAAAGUGUACACGCAAAACAAGAAAAGCUACCAAAAAUUGAGAUAUGCCUUUUUUACCAAUUUAUGUAUUAAAAACGUACAGAAAAUGUGGUAAAUCAUAACCCAUUCGUUGUAUUAAGAUGCGCUACACGGUUCCAUAGCUUCCAUACCACUACACACAAACACCUCCAUUGAAACCCGAGAAGUUGAACCGGGUUGCGUCUAAAAAUAACUUUCGCUUCGCUGCUGAGCUUCGCGUCCUAUGGACUU
Aedes albopictus (Asian tiger mosquito) is the source of this 6808-nucleotide messenger RNA. RefSeq lists its product as uncharacterized. The coding region runs from base 323 to 4303 and encodes 1326 amino acids. The transcript is spliced from 3 exons. The record is from RefSeq and is a predicted model, not a curated record. Gene Ontology annotation, molecular function: protein binding. Lineage: Eukaryota; Metazoa; Arthropoda; Insecta; Diptera; Culicidae.